This is a messenger RNA of Lethenteron reissneri (Far Eastern brook lamprey), 1537 nucleotides long. Its product is annotated as H/ACA ribonucleoprotein complex subunit 1-like. NCBI's taxonomy places the organism in Eukaryota, Metazoa, Chordata, Hyperoartia, Petromyzontiformes, Petromyzontidae. The record is from RefSeq and is a predicted model, not a curated record. Gene Ontology annotation, biological process: multicellular organism development; neuron differentiation; regulation of transcription by RNA polymerase II. Gene Ontology annotation, cellular component: nucleus. Gene Ontology annotation, molecular function: DNA-binding transcription factor activity, RNA polymerase II-specific; RNA polymerase II cis-regulatory region sequence-specific DNA binding.
AUGUUGAGGGGCCUGCUCAAGGCGCGGCUCCAGCUGGAGCUCGCGUACCACUCCUAUGCCGGGGACCCGUACUUUGAGCAGGCCCCUGAACACUGGAAGCACAGAGCAGCCAUCAGUGUCUCCUUCCAGCAUCUUUUUCCUCGUCCCCGCACGCGCAAGAGCAAAAAGAAGGGAGGAGGCGGCGGCGGUGGCGGUGGAGGAGGUGGAGCAGCAGCAGCAGCAGGAGUAGGUGGAGCAGGGGGAGGAGGUGGAGGUGGUGGUGGAGGUGGUGGUGGAGGCGACGCUCGUGAGGACAAGAGGCCGCGCACGGCCUUCACGGGCGAGCAGCUGUGCCGCUUGCGCGCCGAGUUCCAGGCGUCGCGCUACCUCACGGAGGAGCGGCGCACGGCGCUGGCGCGCGAGCUGCGGCUGAACGAGGCGCAGAUCAAGAUCUGGUUCCAGAACAAGCGCGCCAAGAUCAAGAAGGCGAGCGGCGUGAAGAACGCCCUCGCACUCUACCUCAUGGCGCAGGGCCUCUACAACCACUCCACCGGGGGUGCUGGAGGUGGUGGUGGUGGUGCUGGAGGUGGCGCUGGAGGUGGUGGAGGUGGUGUUGGUGGUGCUGGUGCUGGAGGUGGUGGUGGUACUGGAGGUGAUGAUGCUGGAGGUGGUAGUGGAGGUGGUUGCGGUGGUGGUGAUUCAACCAUCUCGCAGCAGCAGCAGCAGCAGCGGCAGGAGAAGCAGCAGCAGCAGCAGGGUGAAGGAUGCAGCGGGGAGCUGGGAGAGGAGGGAACCCCGGAGCCGGGAGAUGGACGUGAGAGCGCGUGAAGCAGGGGAGAGUUCGGGGAGAUGGGGAGAGAGCGGGCGGCUGGCUGCGUGAGUCUGCCACUCGCUGCGCCUCACCCACGUGUCUGUGUGCGUGUCUGUGGUGUGUCUAUGGUGUGUCUGUGUGCGUGUGUCUGUGUGCGUGUCUGUGUGUGUGUGCGUGUCUGUCCUCGUGUCCGUGUGUAUGCCUGUAGUGUGUGUGUGUCUGUGUGCGUGUCUGUGUGUGUGCCAGUGGUGUGUCUGUGUGUAUGCCUGUGGUGUGUCUGUGUGUGUGUUUGUGUGUCUGUGUGCGUGUCUGUCCUCUUGUCCGUGUGUGUGCCUGUGGUGUGUCUGUGGUGUGUUUCUGUGUGUGUGUCUGUGUGCGUGUCUGUGUGUAUGCCUGUGGUGUGUCUGUGUGUGUGUUUGUGUAGAGAGUAGAAACUCGCCUUCGUAUUCGCCCGCGUGUAUUCGUUCGAAUGCGUCUGUGCGUGUGUUCUGUGUAUGUACGUGUGUAUGAGUGUAGGUGUGCGUUAGCCUUGUGUGUGUGUACGCGUGUAGUGGUUAGCGCUACGCCGCGCUACAUACCCGGCGGCCCGAGUUUGAUUCCCAUUCACGGCCAACACCGGUGACGGUUAUAUGAACCGGUUCCGGGCCUCCUCUAGGUCGACUCAGCAUCAAAUGAGUACCUGGUGCGGUGUGUAAACAUUGCCACUGGGGAGACAAAGGCGGCCGGGUGUGGUGUUGGCCACCCCCU